AUGGCUUCUUUCAAUUACAUGAACAACACCGCUCCCUUCUGGGACUUCGUCGCUAGCCUCGAGCAGCAAGGCAACAACCACCCGUUCUUUAGUCAGAAUGGACAGGAUCAUAACAACGAGAAGGAGCACGGCGAGGGCCACGAAGGUCAUCACGGCCCUCGAUUUGAAGGUGCUCGCCCUCCACCGUUCGACCCUUGGUCAUGGGGACAUCAGCUCUUUGGCGGCCCCGGAGGCUUACCUCGACCCCACAGUCCCCCUCAUCACGACAAACACGAACCCCACCACGAGCACGACGGUGAGAAAGACGGCGAGAAGAGUGACAAUGACAAUGACAACGACAACGACAACGACAACGAUCACGACAAGGACAAUGGCGAAGGCCCAUCUGGAUCCGGCUCUGACAGCGAGGGAGGACGACACCACAGACGCCAUGGCCACUGCGGCAGCCGUCGUGGUCGUCACGGCUUCGGAGGACGAGGAGGAUGCGGUCCUCACGGCGGACCAGGCCGUCACGGCCCUCGUGGACACCAUGGCCCGCCUCACGAUGGUCCUGGUCGCGGCCCUCGCGGCCCUCACCACGGCGGGCCAGGACGACGCGGACCCUGGGGCCGUGGUGGUCCGUUCGGAGGCCCUGGUUCUUUCGGAGGUGCUUUCUGCGAACCAGACUUCCAGCGUGGCUUCACCACAGAUGGUGCAUCCAUCUUCGCACCGCUGUGGGAGGCAUUCGCUGCCCAGCACUCGUCCAAUAAGAAUUUGGAAACUGCAGCAAAGGACAGCGAAUACUUUUCCCCGGAGGCCGACAUCUUCGACACAUCCUCCUCAUACAUUAUCCACAUGUCUCUGCCAGGCGCAAAGAAGGAAGACGUCGGCGUGAACUGGGACGCCGAGAAGUCCGAGCUGUCUGUUGCUGGUGUAAUCUACCGUCCCGGCGACGAGGACUUGUUGAAGACCCUGGCCAUGAACGAGCGCAAAAUUGGACCGUUUGAGAGGAAAAUUAGGUUGGGCACCAGGGCAAACCCGGCACAUGUUGAUGCUGAGAGUAUCACGGCGAAGUUGGAGGACGGCGUGUUGAGGAUCGAGGUUAGGAAAGAGGAUGAGGGGUUUGUGGAGAUCAAGAAGGUGGACAUUGAGUAG
This is a messenger RNA of Didymella exigua CBS 183.55, 1134 nucleotides long. Its product is annotated as HSP20-like chaperone. Gene Ontology annotation, biological process: response to hydrogen peroxide; protein complex oligomerization; response to heat. The transcript has 2 exons. Bases 1 to 1134 code for a protein of 377 amino acids. The record is from RefSeq and is a predicted model, not a curated record. NCBI's taxonomy places the organism in Eukaryota, Fungi, Ascomycota, Dothideomycetes, Pleosporales, Didymellaceae.